CGCCGCUGAACGAUCGCCAUGGCUCUGGUCAGCAUACUGCUGGCAGCCCUGGCCGUGGGCCUGCUGCUGUAUCUGCUGUUCGUCACUUUCUCCAGGCCUGACAACUUCCCACCAGGGCCGCCUCCGAUGCCGAUAUGGGGCAACUACUUGCAGAUGCUGCUGUUCAACUACAAGUACCCAUACAAGGUGCUGGACCUGCUGACGCGCCUCUACAAGAGCAAAGUGAUCGGCUUCUACUUCGGGGACAUGCCCGCCGUCGCUGCCUGCGACUACGAGUCGGUCAAGGAGGCGCUCAACAAUCCGCACCUACAGGGACGCGUCGUCAACAUCGGGCUCGAGCACAGGAUGUUCGGCAAGAAACUAGGCAUCUUCUUCACGGAUGGCCCCCAGUGGCUGGAGCAGCGGCGGUUUUCGCUGAGGAACAUGCGGGACUUCGGGUUCGGCCGUCGCUCUGAGAAGCUGGAGGCCGAGAUGGCGGCGGAGUUGCGAGACCUGGUGGAGUUGAUUCGAGGGGGCCGCGAAGACCAGGCGGUGGUGCGGCCGUCGUCAGGUGCGAGCAGCGUGCUGCUACCGGAGGCGCUGGCGCCAGGCUUCAUCAACGGGCUGCUGCACGUGUACACGGGCGCGCGGCUGCCGCGCUCCGCGGACGCCACGGCUCGCAUGCUGGGGCGUGCGGCGCUGCAGUUCACCAAGGCCAGCGACACCACGGGCGGCUUCCUCACGCUGCACCCCUGGCUGUCGUGGCUGGCGCCGCGCCUCUCCGGCUACCGGGACCACGUCCACAGCUCCGAGAAGAUGCGUCUCUUCCUGGAGCAAUCUAUUGAAGAACACAAGAAGACGUACUCCGACGAAUACAUGCGGGACUUCAUCGACUCAUACCUGCGGGAAAUUGAAGAGCGAGAGAAGAUUGGAGAACCGACAGGAUUUCCCUCAGAACAGCUGUCCCUGAUUCUGCUGGAUUUCUUCUUCCCGGCUGCCUCUGUGCUGUCAGCCACCUUGACAUGGGCACUCAUCUAUGUGGUUCACAACCCAGAAGUGAUGAGGAAGGUGCAGGACGAAUUGGAUGCAGUCGUGGGCCGCGGGAGGCUACCCACACUAGACGAUCGGCACAACCUACCAUAUACAGAAGCAACAAUAAGGGAGGUGAUGAGGAUUCGGACCGUCACCCCCAUCUCUGUACCCCAUAAGGCCAUGGAAGACACCACCCUCCAGGGUUACACUGUGCCCAAAGGAACUGUUGUGAUAACAUGCUUGAUUAGCAUGCACAUGGAUGGAGAUCUGUGGGGUGAUCCAAACAACUUCAGACCUGAGAGGUUUUUGGAUACUGAUGGAAAACUCAGCAAGAAGGACUUUACCUUGCCAUUUGGGGCUGGUAAACGUCUGUGUGCUGGAGAGACUUUUGCCCGCCAGAAUUUGUUUCUCACGUUCUCGACACUCCUGCAGAACUUUUCAGUUAAGACAGAUGGCAUGCCUCUGCCAGACAGCAACAUUCCAGGCAUCAUCGAGACAGCUCCUGCAUUCUGGGCACGGUUUGUGCCUCGCUGAUAGGACAUAUCACAUUCCCAGGUGGACAUCCACAAUGAAAAUACAGGUGACUGGACUGAUUCCUAUGGCAAUACUCAGGAUUUUGAAGAAUAUGCCACUGCAACAAAUCACACCCAUCUACGUGCUUCACAUAAAGGAUACUAAUAUUUGGAUGAAUAUAUUUGUGGAUGUUCAACACAAGGCUGCAACCUAGGACAAUGUUAAUAUAAAAUUAAUUCAAAAUUUUGCCAGUAUGUUCUUGGACACUGCCAGGUUGGCAGUUUUUUAUAAAUUUAUCUAUUAUCAUUGGUGAUAAAAGUAUUUUCACAGGAAAAGUUUCACAGGCCAGCAGAUGGCAAUUUCCAUCAAAAGAAAAUGACUGUCACUUUGGCGGAGAACUAUUUUUUGUGUUUCUAAUAGUCAUACAUUUGUAAUAUUUAUGAAUAAAGACUGGAAGCACAUAAUUUUA
Schistocerca piceifrons (Central American locust) is the source of this 1993-nucleotide messenger RNA. Its product is annotated as probable cytochrome P450 304a1. NCBI's taxonomy places the organism in Eukaryota, Metazoa, Arthropoda, Insecta, Orthoptera, Acrididae. Bases 19 to 1545 code for a protein of 508 amino acids. The transcript is spliced from 10 exons. The record is from RefSeq and is a predicted model, not a curated record. Gene Ontology annotation, molecular function: heme binding; oxidoreductase activity, acting on paired donors, with incorporation or reduction of molecular oxygen; monooxygenase activity.